Molecule: messenger RNA, 2185 nt
Organism: Saprolegnia diclina VS20
Lineage: Eukaryota; Oomycota; Saprolegniomycetes; Saprolegniales; Saprolegniaceae
Exons: 7
Coding region: 1-2028 (675 amino acids)
Source: RefSeq, a predicted model, not a curated record
AUGGACGACGCGCCACCGCCGCCAGCUACGCCCAGUCCGCGCGGCGUCGACCUUUCGCUAAGGACGACGUCGUCCGCGACAUCUCAAACGGCCCCCGUGCACGCCGACCCACGUGAGCACCCGCCGACGCCGAUCGUCGCGGACGAAGCCUCUCAUGCGACACGCAAACGUACUCUAGACAGCACGUGCAACAACGCACCGAGUCGUGCACUUGGUGGGGUGCCACCGCUCGCCAACGACACCUCGUCACGGGCGCUACUGCCUCGAAAUCCCGCACUCCGAGCCAAGAGCCUCGUGCUUCUGACGUCUGACGUGCAAGCGCGGCGGAAGCGAUCGCUGGCUUUUCCACGCAAGGCCCCCACUCGGAUGGUGCAGGCUGCGCGGAGCUCGGCGCUCAGCGUCGGUUCGUCCGAGGCCGACGAUGUAUCCCGAAAGGUCGCCGCGUCCAGCAACCGGUCGUAUCCGCCGCAGCGCCGCCCUCAUCGUCAUGACGAGACGCUCGCCAAGCAAGAGUUGCCGUUGGGCGAAGACCACUGGACCGACUACCUCUUUGCUCGGUUUGGGUCGCGUCCGGACGUCCAAUCCGAGUUUCAAAAAAACCAGACAAAGCUCUUGGAGAUGAUUCGCACCUUGGACGCGCUUGCCAAGACGCGCCCAAACGACGACGAGGUCGCCGCACAGCGUAGCGCGUGCAAAGCCAUGGCGGCCUGGUUCCGCGUCGGGGACCACGUUCUUUUGAUGGACAUCCACGGCAAGCCCGCUCUGCUCAAAGGCGAUAGCCGCAAAAUCACAGCGCCACUCAUCUCGAGUGUGCGGAAGCGCCACUCGCUGCCCGACGCGACGCCAGUCGCCGACCCGAUCACGGCCACGAUCCGCCGCGACUUGCACAACGGCACGUACGACAUUCGCCUGCACAAGACCGCCUCGACCAUCCAGCGAGAGGUCGCACACCAUUUACUACGGCCCAAAGUCCGGCGCAAACCGGGUAUCGAAGCGAUUCGACCUUCGUCGACACGGAACUUUCUCUUGCUCGAUGGUAUGGUGCGCCUCGACCUCGGAGCCCGCGUCAUGGUGACGUACCGGGACCCGCUGGAGCGGCGGUACGGGUACUUUCUGGGCCUCAACACUAAUGGCACCGCCAUCGUGCAAUAUGACGAGAAGGACGUCGAUGCCAAGGUCGAUAUCAAAGAUCUGAGUGCCGCCGCCGACCAAGACGUGACCGACGAGCUCCUCGCGAUGGUCCAAGAAAUGCAGUUGACGGUCGACGACCGCGUCAUUCUCACAGGCUUCCGCGUCCUCGCCAAGCACCCGAUGUUGAAGAGCGCCCAGCCGUGCACCGUGACCCGCGACAACGGCAACAGCACGUUCGACUUGCAGUUUCUCGACGGCAUUUGCGUCUACAGUAUCAGCCGCGACGUGAUUCAGAUCGAACCGAGUGUGCACGAAAUGCAGCUCAAGCAGCUGGAGGCGCAGCGCAGCGCCGCAGCCGGCGCGUUCGUCGUCGGGCAGCUUAUCGCGGCGUACAGUCCGCGCUACCUGCGCUACUGCUCGGGGCGCGUUCAAAGCGUGGUUGACGGGCUUUACGCGGUCGUGUUUGACUAUGGCGAGUGCGUCACGCAGAUCCCAGCGACCGAAGUCACGAGUCUCCCGGACGCCACGUUGCAGCGCUGCGGCAACCUCAUUGUGUACUCGAAAUCGAUUCUGGGACCCGAAGAAGCCGACGAUGCGCGGCUGCCCAUGGGCCAUCGUGUCAUGGCGCGGCUGUGUGGCAGUCCCAAGUACUUUGCGGGCGUCGUCGAAGAAGCCGAAUCCAAGACGUACCGCAUACGAUUCGAGUCCAGCAUCUUGGAUCCAUCCGUGCCACGCAGUCACGUCUAUAGCGUCGAGAGCAGCGCGGUUGUCUUUGUCAAGCCGACACCAAAGUCCAGCGAUGCGACGGCCACCAUCCACACGUCGCGUCAAAAACGAAAGCGCAGCUCGCUGGCGCAACGCGUGCUCAACUUUUUCACGGGCAGCACCGUCGAGUGAGGUCGCAUGCGUCCCUUUCUUGGAGGCGGCGUCGCCAGUUCAAAUCUGGCAAAAACAGAGCGACAAGUUGGAGACACGUGGCUUUGCUCGGCACUGAUGUACAAUCAAGGCCAUAAGUCCAAUAAUGUAUGCAAGCUCGGGCUCGUUUUCAUUGACA